Messenger RNA from Mobula hypostoma (lesser devil ray), 2324 nucleotides. Its product is annotated as protein FAM110B-like. The coding region runs from base 437 to 1426 and encodes 329 amino acids. The transcript is spliced from 2 exons. The record is from RefSeq and is a predicted model, not a curated record. Lineage: Eukaryota; Metazoa; Chordata; Chondrichthyes; Myliobatiformes; Myliobatidae.
GCCCCGCCCACAAAUUAACAGGAAAUGAGUUCUUUGUCGGACGAAUCGCACUGCACAUGAAACCAGUCCAGACACAGCACCGAAUCUGGAACUUGUACGUUCGGAUCAGCCAGUCAUUCUUUACUUGCGCUUUUAUGAUCAGUCCACUUCGUCAGCGUUUGGAGUAAAGGGAAAAAGAUUAAUUUGCAGAAAAUACCUGCUAAAUAGAGACAUUCUCAACGCUGUUAAAAACUAAUUUAAAGAAGGAACAAAGAAUUUGACGAAUAAUUAGCGAACACAGAGUGAAGAAGCUCGCAGCUUUACUGAUGCAUUCAACGGGCUGGACUGAAUGUCAAGCAUGAUGUCCCGAUUCUGCUGAGUACAAGUGGAUACUAAGUCUUGGGUUUUUGGCAACAAGAAACAGAAGGUGAUAAGUUUUUUAAGAAUAUAAAAAAAAAUGCUGAAACAAGUCUCUGGUACCUCUACAUUCACCCCACCAAUCCCUUUCCGGAUUCUGAACAAGGGGCCAGAUUAUUUUCGAAAGCAGAUGGAGAGCAGCAGCCGGAAGCCAAGUGCUGUAGAACGACUGGAGGCUGAUAAAUUAAAAUACGUGAAGAGCCAGCAAGUAGCAAGUACCCGACAGGAGCCAGUCAAACCAAGUGUACCUGUCCUGUUACCAAAGGUCAAAAGGACCCUCCAAAGUCCCAGGAAAACCUCCAUUGCUGGGGCCAACAGGACAGAUAACUCUGAUUGGAGAGGAGCUUUAAACCUGGAGACCUUAAGAAAUUUAAUCCUCAUUUAUGAGUCACCAAACUCACCAACAAAACAGUCUAGCUCUGCUGAACAGGCUAAGGUUUCAAGCUGUGGAGACCUACAGAACCACGGUGGCCAGGAGCCUGUGAGUCACUUUGGGUCUGAGCUACGCAACAACAUCCUUGUGCCAGCCCACAAUGCAGCAGUAAGACGGGUGGAUGUGCGCCCCAGUGUGAGCAGGCGUGUCAGGAGUCCGCCAUGCCCUUCCCUUCCCAAGUCAAGACUUCCAUCUUCCAGUUCCAGGGCUUCAUCAGGGAAACUUCACCCUGAUAUGACCAAUCGACAACAAGUCUCACUGCACAGGUCCAAAUCUGAUCUCAGUGACCGCUACUCACGAGUUAGUGCCAACCUGGAGCGAUUCUUCAACUAUUGUGGUCUGGAUCCUGAGGAGCUGGAGAACAUGGGGAUGGAAUGCUUGGCCCGAGCUAGCUCUGACAUAGUGUCCCUAAAACUCUACAGUGCUAGUAACCUCAGCUCUGAGUAUGGUCCUUCUCAGUGCAGUAAUGCAAUUGAAGAGAAGCCAAAUGAGCGCAUUCCAUAUGGGAUCUCCAUCAUUGAACGCAAUGCCAGAGUCAUUAAGUGGUUGUACAGCUGCAGGGAAGCGAAGGAAUCACAGAGAGUUUCACCUGUUUAAGGCAGAAGAUACUAGGACAAUGGAGAAGAAGCAUGAACUGAGACUUCAUAAUCUUUGAUGUGGCAUUUGUCAUUUCAUUUGCAAUCUGUGAAACUCGAGCUUUAUUGUUCAUUACUGCCAUUGGCUGCCUAUUUUUAAAAGGCUGUUUAAACUUUUUUAAAGGGCUGUCUUUAUCCUACACUGUGAAAAUAAGACUGCACAAUUUCACUUAAAAUAUUUUCUGUCUGUUGAGAUAAACUGAAGGACUUGUGUGAUUUAAAAGAAAAGUAGAUCUUCCUUGAUUUAUAAGAUCAUUACAAAAAAUCUGAAAUAGGAUAACUGUGUAAAUUUACUUCUGUUUGAAUACUUAACAGUAGCAAAUAUAAAAUAAAUGUACACAGGUCAUUGAUAUUUUAGGGAAAAGACAGGAUAAACCAAAGGGUACAAACAGAUCAUCCUCCUGAAGGUUAGCCUAAAUAUGAAUAUAAUUCCUAUCUUAGACAUUAAUCUGCUGUGUCUCAAAUUUCAGCAAUUAGUAUUACCUUUUUUGUUCUUGUAGCAUUAAUAUUUCAUCUUGAGCUAAAACUAUAUUAAUUCUUUCUGAUAAUGUUUUGUAAUUGUUUUUAAGUAUCUGUUUUCUUAACACAGAUCUUUUGUAAUGAUAUAAUAAGUUUGCAAGUUGCUGUUCUGCUACUUUUUAAAUUAAAGAUCAAUACCUGUUGAUGUGAGAAAAUAUCUUUCUGUUUUGGUUUUUGGAGAAUGGACAUGAUCACCAUUGUAAAGAAAUUAAGGCAUCUGAAUUAUAAUCAAUAUUAUAUAUGAUCUGUCUAGCUAAAUUCAACCUACAGUUUGAAUUUGCAUUGUAUUGGUUAGUAACAUAAUACAAAAGGUUUUACAGUGACUACUUUCAAUAAAAGAC